AUGGCAAAAGAUAAAAAGAAAGUAAAGACAAAACCUGAUAAACCACAGCAGAAUGGUGUGGAAAAGCCAACGGCAGCAUCCGGUAACAGCAACAUUUGGCAAGAUGAACGUUUCCAGCAUUUGGUUUCGGAUCCUCGUUUCAAAAAUCUACCCAAGGUCCAGAGGAAGGUAAAAAUUGAUAAACGGUUCCAGGGCAUGUUCACCAAUGAGAAAUUCAAAGUGAAAUAUACUGUGGACAAAUAUGGCAGGAGGGUUAACAAAAGCAAUGCCGAUGAUUUGAGGAAAUAUUAUGAAUUGAAUUCUAGUGAUGAGGAGGAGGAAGAAAAGGAAGAUAAGGCGGAGAGUGAAGCUGACGGGGAACCAGAAAAAUCUUCUGACUCCGAAGAAGAAGAUUCUGAGGCAGAAAGAGAAAAAGAAGAGAAGGCCAUUAUUCAAGAAAGUGAUGUGGAUGAAAAUGAUGCCCUAACCAGCGAUGAUGAAGAGGUACCAAAAUCACUGAGGCAACGUCUCUUAGAUCCCAAUAUUGAUUAUGCCAGAGGUGAAGGGCGUUUGAUAACAGACUCCUCCUCAGAUGAUGAAAGUUCGGAAGAUGAGGAGGACCCGGAAAUGUAUAUUGAUCAUGUCUGGGGAGAGCUGGAUAAUGAUGCUGAUACCACAGAUGAAUCCACGCGACGUUUGGCCGUCUGCAAUAUGGAUUGGGAUCGUGUAAGGGCUGUGGAUUUAAUGGUCCUCUUCAAUUCCUUUUUGCCACGUGGUGGUUCGAUUUUGAGCAUUAAAAUAUAUCCCUCGCAAUUUGGUAAAGAACGUAUGAAGGAGGAGGAGCUGCAUGGUCCACCGGAAUUGGUGGGUUUGGAUAAGGAUUCGAGGAAACAGCAACAAAAGGAGAAGAAAUCCUCAGCCAGUGAUGAUGAAGAUGACGAUGAUUUGGUAGUGGCCCAAGACAGUGAUGCCGAGGAAGGUGAUGAAUAUCACAUGGAAAAGUUGCGUCAAUAUCAGCUAAAUCGUCUGCGUUACUACUAUGCCGUUGUGGAACUGGAUAGCAUAGAGACGGCAGAUAAAAUCUACAAGGAAUGUGAUGGCAUUGAAUAUGAAAGUUCGGCCACAAAAGUUGAUUUACGUUAUAUACCCGAUGACACCACAUUCGAUGAAGAUGAACCCACAGAUGUGUGUACAGAAAUGCCUGACAUGAAUACCUAUCAACCCAGGCAAUUUACCACGACUGCCCUGCAGCAGGCCAAAGUGGAUUUGACAUGGGAUGAAACUGCUGUGGAUCGUAAGGAGUUGGGUGACAAAUUGUCUUCGGGGAAACUAGAGGGCAUUUCCGAUCAAGAUUUAAGGAAAAUUGUGGCAUAUAGCAGUGAAGAGGAGGAAGAAGAAGAUGAUGAGGAAGAGGAUAAUGAAGAUGCUGAAGUAAAACAAAAUGAAACAGCCGUGAAAGAAGAAAAACCCGACGAGAAAACGAAAAAACGCAAAUCCAAGAAAAAAGAAGAAGUCAUCAACAAAUACAAAGCCCUGCUGGCCGAAAUCAAUGAAAAAGAACAAAAGGAAAAAGAGAAAAAGAAUUAUGCCAUGGAAUUCACCUGGGAGGUAAAUGAGGGUAAUGAAAACGCAGAUGACAAGGAUAAAAAAGAAACAUUUGAGGGCAAACCAAAAUCAGAGCUGACACCCAUUGAAAAAGUGCUCCUGAAACGCAGUGAAAAGAAUAAACGCCGCAAAGAAGAACGUAAGAAAAAGAAAUUGCAAGCUGCUGGGGUGGAUUCCGAAUCCGAUUUGGAUUCUUUACCCGAAGGCAUUGAUAUGAGUGAUCCUUACUUUGCUGAAGAAUUUGCCAAUGGUGAUUUCAUCGAUCCCAAGGCCAAGCGUAAAGAAAAACAAAAGAAACAACGUCAACUCAAGGCUGAACAGGAAGAAGAAGAUGAGAAAAAUGCCAAGGAAUUGGAGUUGCUGUUGGAUGAUAAUGAAGAGGACCACAAGAAGCAACAUUUCAGUUUGGAAAAGAUUUUGAAACAGGAACAAGAAACCAAAUCAAAGAAGAAAAGGAAAAAGCAAUUGAAGAAGUCUAAGGCGGAUAUUGAGGAAUCAAAUAAACCCAUUGAAGAUAAUUUCAAAUUGAAUAUCGAUGAUGAUCGUUUUAAGGCCGUUUUUACAUCGCAUGAAUUUAAUAUUGAUCCCACAGAUCCUCAUUUUAAGAAAACUAAGGCUAUGGAACAAUUGAUCCAUGAGAAAAUUAAGAGGAGACAUCAGGAUGAGGAUGCAGGCAAAUCAAAUGGUGCUGCUAAAGAUGAAAACGAGGGACCUGAUCCGGCCAAGAAACCCAAGAAGAAUAUUGAGAAUAUUAUGUUGGUUAAAAAUUUGAAACGAAAAAUUCAAAUGAAGCAGCAACAACAGGGUAGAUAA
Musca vetustissima is the source of this 2397-nucleotide messenger RNA. Its product is annotated as ESF1 homolog. Lineage: Eukaryota; Metazoa; Arthropoda; Insecta; Diptera; Muscidae. The coding region runs from base 1 to 2397 and encodes 798 amino acids. The record is from RefSeq and is a predicted model, not a curated record. Gene Ontology annotation, biological process: rRNA processing. Gene Ontology annotation, cellular component: nucleus. The transcript is spliced from 2 exons. Gene Ontology annotation, molecular function: RNA binding.